Messenger RNA from Anolis carolinensis (green anole), 3918 nucleotides. RefSeq names its product prosaposin. The record is from RefSeq and is a predicted model, not a curated record. The coding region runs from base 140 to 1699 and encodes 519 amino acids. NCBI's taxonomy places the organism in Eukaryota, Metazoa, Chordata, Lepidosauria, Squamata, Anolidae. Gene Ontology annotation, cellular component: lysosome. The transcript has 14 exons. Gene Ontology annotation, biological process: adenylate cyclase-inhibiting G protein-coupled receptor signaling pathway; epithelial cell differentiation involved in prostate gland development; regulation of lipid metabolic process.
GUUUAGCCUCGCGCGGCUACCGGUCUCCCCACUGCGCAGGCGCGGCUAGCUGGGUCGCCCACCGGCCUCAGUUAUAUAGGCGGUCAGUCAGCUGACGCUCCCGCAUUGCAGACGGCGCAGCCUGAGAGAAAAGACCGAAAUGCGGUGCUUCAUUGUUUCCGUGCUCCUCCUUGGCUCUCUGGCGGCGGCAUUGUCAAGUCCUCUCCUCCUGCAGAAGGACUGUACGAAAGGUCCUGAGGUAUGGUGUCGAAACGUGCAAACUGCAUCUCAUUGCAAUGCAAUUAAACAUUGUCGACAGACUGUCUGGAACAAGCCUACAGUGAAAAGCAUCCCUUGUGAUUUGUGUAAAGAAAUCGUAGCUGUAGCUGGAAAGGUCUUGAAAGACAAUGCCACUGAGGAUGAAAUAUAUGCCUACUUGACUAAGGCCUGUGAAUUCCUUCCUGAUUCAGGCCUUGUAGCUCAGUGCAAGGAAAUGGUGGAAGCUUACUUACCAAACAUUCUGGAUAUGAUCAAGGAGGAGCUUGAUAAUCCUGAAGUUGUAUGCAGUUCACUGACAUUGUGUCAGUCCCUUCAAAAGCAUUUGGCCGAAAUAAAACUGCAGAAACAGCUUCAGACUAACAAGAUCCCUGAACUAGACUUCUCUGAACUGGCGUCUCCUUUCAUGGCUAAUGUGCCACUUCUCCUUUACCCCCAGGACAAACCUAAGCAAAAAUCUCAGGAAGGUGGGGAUGUGUGCAAAGAUUGUGUUCAGCUAAUAACUGAUAUUCAGGAAGCUGUGAAAAGCAAUGCAACAUUUGUGAAUUCUCUGAUUGAACAUGCCGUGGAGGAGUGUGAACGCUUGGGCCCAGCCUUUGUGGAUACGUGCAAGUCCUACAUCUCCCAGUAUUCAGACUUGGCUAUCCAGAUGAUGAUGCAUAUGCAACCACAAGAUAUUUGCCAGAUGGUUGGAUUCUGUUCUUCUGUGAAAUCUGUGCCUCUCCAAAUUCUGGUGCCUGCAAAAGCUAUCUCUCCAGUAAAGGCAGAACCAGUUGAGACCAGCCUGAGUCAAAGGGAAUCUUUCUCUCUGUGUGAGGCAUGCACAAUUAUGGUGGAAGAAGUGACCAGUCUCCUAGAAAGCAAUAAGACAGAGGAAGAAAUGGUAUAUGGGAUGGAGAAGGUGUGUUCUGUACUCCCUCAACAAUUCCGGGAGGAGUGCCGGGACUUUGUGGAUAUCUAUGGGAAGUCUCUUAUCGAUAUGCUUUUGGAAGCAACAGAUCCAAAAGUUGUAUGUGAGAGCCUGGGAUGCUGUGGAAGCAAGGUUUUGCCUGCUGAAAAGCUUGUUCCAGUGAAGUCACAGGUUGGGGGUCUUUGUGACGUGUGCAAAAUGGUUGUAGCUUAUGCAGAUAAAGAGUUGGCAAAGAACGCUACUGCUGCUGAGAUUGAAGCUUUCCUGGAAAGAGUCUGCCACUACCUGCCCGAAUCUGUCAGUGACCAGUGUGUACAGUUUGUGGAUCAAUAUGAACCAAUAGUUGUGCAGCUCUUGGCAGAAAUGAUGGACCCUGGUUUUGUGUGUAGUAAACUUGGCGUUUGUGAGAAAUCUACGCAGCAUCUUUUGGGAUCAGAGUUAUGUGUCCGUGGGCCUGGUUAUUGGUGUAAAAAUAUGGACACGGCAUUGCAGUGCAAUGCCGUUGAACACUGCAAGCAUCAUGUGUGGAACUAGAAGAAGUUUUUGAUUUAGCCGACUUUCAUUUUCAUUCUUGAAGAAACAAAAGGCAAGGAUUAGGCCAGCAAGAACGCACUCUUGAUGUCCUGAUCUCCUCAUAGUUCCAUCAUCCCCAAUCAUACAUUUCUUUUUAUGAAUUGUUUGGUAGCCAUGCAGCUACUCAGGAAGAGAUCCAAACAUCAUAUUUCUGAUUUUAGUUUCAGUUCCUUAUGAUUCAUAAGAAUGUGAGAAAUCAUCAGUGUUGGUCAGUUGGUCUGAGUGCCUCUGAGAAAUGGGGCUUACUGACCAUGUAAACAAACUAAGGACAGGACUGUUGUGUCUAGAUCUUAAAUGUAGCUACUAAUUUUUAAUGGCGCUCUGACUGGUGAUUUAACUUGUUAUAAUGUGUGUACGUCAAUACUUUUCAUUAAAACAGAUAUUGAAAUUAUGUCCCCUUGUGAAUAUUAAUUGUUAGCACCCCUUAAAUUGAUUUUUUUUCAAAUCUAGAGAGAAAAAAGUAGAGUUUGACAAAUAUAACCGUAUCCUUCCUUCUAUGGGAAUCUUACAAAGAAAUGGUACAAAUAUGCCCAUGGUGAUUGCAAAAUUAAGGCUACAGGCCCUGAGGCUAUCAUGGAAUUGGUUAGCAUAUGGCCACACAAAACUUUUUUUUCUCCUCAAUUUGAUAGCAAAAAAUUGAUUCGGGACCUACCUGAAUGAUAGCAAGUAUUAUGGGUGUCUGAUAACAAGCUGUGGCCUCCAAGUCCCAUUCUUUUUAAACUACUUGAGUAGCUUUGUGAAAGAACAAAAGAAUAGACUGUUAUAAUUAACACUGGAAAAUCAAACUGGCAUAUUCUAGCUGACUUUUGCAAAGUCUGUCGCUCUUCCCUUGCUUAGGCUGUAACUCAUGAUUUCCCAUAACUUUUGGGAAGAGUUUCUGUAAAAUAGUAGAAGCUUGGAAAAAGCAGGGUUGGUAGUGUGGUAGUUAAACGUCAGCCUUCCAGAAUUAGGUUUAAGAAUAGAUAAAGCUCUGGCAUUUUGCAGUACCAACAGUUAACACCUUGGCAUUUGUCAUUCUGCAGUGCUACGCUAUGAGGUGCCAGAGUCUGCCUUGUUCUAUAACCUUAGGCUGUUUUGCAUGAUUAGGCAUGAUCCUGGAUAGCACUAGGAGCAAGUUGGAUGCUUGGGAGAGCAUGUCAUCUGCUGGUAGUAUAGAGCUUGAUACUUGCAUCAGGACAGUUUUGUAAGUGUUGGGGUAUUAGCGCUGUGGCCCAGGAUGUGUGGAGGCAGUGCUGCUGAUAAUGCAUUGCCAGGUUAGAAGGCUGUGCCAUUUACUGUGUCCAUUAGUGGCUUAUAUAUAUAUUUCAAUGUAUUUUUCCCCAGAAGACAAACAGAAUCUAAAGUUGUAGAUGGUGGGCGAAAGCUCUUAUCCCCCACAACUUCUACAUGCAUAGGUGUCUAAACAUUUUGUUCAAAAGAAUGAAAACAAACGCAUGAAUGGAUUGAUUGCAUCAGUAUGAUAAAGCUGGAAAAACAGAAGCUUUGGAAACGUGUACCAAGUAAAGCUAAAUAUGAGGAAUAAGAGAGAAAGCACACUCCAGAGGUAGCAACCUCAUCAUUAGUGCAAAUUACUGCCAUCAUUUUAUGCAGCUUCAUUGCGUAUAUCCUAGAUAAAUUUGAGGGCAUUGACACGAUUUUAUCAAUUAGAAUUUUUAAAGUCUGUUACUGGCUCUAAGUAAGCUUUUGCUGCUUGGAAAUGAAUAUAUGAUAUGAAGCAGCAACUAUGUUUCCUUCUCACCUUACUGCUGACAGUAAUGUCUGCUAACUUUCCUGCAUUGAUAUGGGGUGAACAUUUCCUGCUUCUAAGCAAUGGCUGCUUUCUGUCAAGGUUGUCAGAUAUUUGAUAUUGGACUGUGUAGUACAGUCAAAUCUUGGAUUAGGUGCCAUUGUUUGUUUUGGCUAUUAAAAAUUAUAUCCUGUACGCAGAGUUCAGUUUCCUGUUUUGAGGAAGUGAUUCUACAGUCUUUUGGACAAGGCUUGUAACUGGGAUUGUCUAGGGUUGGGUUUUUUGUAUACUACCAUACUAAUUGUAGCAUUCUCGUUGCAUUAAAGCCUCCAUCCUUCAGGUAUGCACUGGUGAAUAAGCAAUUACUUAAAAAAACCACUCUAUUUGAUUUUUGUUUGUGUGUGUGUUGCACUAAAGCUUCUGUAAUUCAAAAAUAAAGGAGUAACCAAAUUUA